Molecule: messenger RNA, 2611 nt
Organism: Galeopterus variegatus (Sunda flying lemur)
Lineage: Eukaryota; Metazoa; Chordata; Mammalia; Dermoptera; Cynocephalidae
Gene: LSM11
Product: LSM11, U7 small nuclear RNA associated
Exons: 3
Biological process (GO): mRNA 3'-end processing by stem-loop binding and cleavage
Cellular component (GO): U7 snRNP
Molecular function (GO): U7 snRNA binding
Source: RefSeq, a predicted model, not a curated record
AACGUGCUCACGCGAAUGCCCUUGCACGAAGGCAGCCCUCUGGGUGAACUCCAUCGUUGUAUCCGAGAGGGGGUAAAGGUGAAUGUUCACAUCCGCACUUUCAAGGGACUUCGGGGCGUCUGUACAGGCUUCCUCGUUGCAUUUGACAAGUUCUGGAAUAUGGUAAUUAAGCCUUUCUCCAGGGCCUGGGGAACCUCCUAGAGAUUAAAUCUGUUAUAUCUAUUUGAUCGGCUGAAACUUCAAGAUUCCUCCAAGAAGGAAGCAGAUUCUAGGUCUGCAGUUGAAGACUCCACUCUGUCCAGAUACUCCCAGACAUCUACUUGGAAGGUGGCUUCAGUGUGGGGAAGAGGAGACACUGACAGGGGUUCACGCAGGCGUUCCCGUUCCGUCCCUUCUUCCCUGCAGGCAUCCGCAAGGGAGGAAUCCAGGUCAGAGAUGUCAGGGAGGACUACACGGACAGAAGGGUCCAGUGCAGGAGGUACCUUUUCCAGGGCUACCACCCUUUCUAGGGGCCAGUCCUGUAAGAAAAAGCGAAAGCCGAAAGUUGAUUACCAGCAGGUAUUCACUAGACACAUAAAUCAGAUUUUCAUUCGAGGUGAGAAUGUCCUGCUGGUUCAUCUUGCACAGUGACCAGCUCAGCCUCACUUAAGCUUUGGUUUUUAGAAGUAAAGUGCAUGAAUUGCUGCUCUGCUGUAUCUUAGUAUCUCAGUGAAACUCUGAGUUGGAAUGAUUCCCUCUGGUCCUGCAUAUGCAGAGGACAGAGCAGGCUCGGUCCUCUGGAAGUUGAGCUCAAGGGGAGGACAGGUCUUGGGAGGGUAGUUGUUUGCAUUAAUAUUAAGGCAAAAGCCAUACAUAGGUACCUGCAUCUGAUGUGGUAUUAUGGUCUACUUCAGACUCUCAAACCAAAUAUGAGUAUAAGAUCUUCCAUUUGACUUAAGGGUCACACAGUAUGAAUGGAAUUCACUAUUAGAGACUAUAGAAAGAAAUUGUCUCAGAAAGAAUUAUCUCAUUUCUAAAAGCUAGUGACCUGAGUACUCAUGAAUUUGAUUCUAAGAAUAGCAGUGUGAAUUGCCCUGGAGCCCUGCACCUCCAUGUUGUGACUGACCUUUGUAUUUUGCUCUGCACUAUUCUUUCUUGAUCAAGAAAUGAAAUUAUUAUCUUGAAUAUCUAUAUGAUUAAGGAACAUUACCAGCUUACGUACGGGUAAAAUUUGGAUUGGUGGUAUGCUCAAAGCAGCUAGCAAUGAAUACUCUAUUUUGAUCCUCUCCUUAUUAUGGAAAGGAGUACAGGACCUCAUCAGUCUUCCCUUACCAGAGGUAGCCUCUGCAAAUGGCAUACCAGACGGGACUAUAAGAUGCUUGUGUGGUGGCUUCUUGUCCUUCUCUCUGACUUCUGUGGCAUGGUGCUAGUGCAUGUACCUGUGGUAUUGCUCCUCUGUAUGUAGUGUGAACUGUCCUGUGAGCUUUAUGGCAGGAGACUGUGACCUUCAUGUCUGGCUUCAAAGAGUUCUGGGGGAACUCAGUAAUACACACACAUCACACAGCUGAGAGUCCCCUUUCCAGGCAGGGCUGGCCUUGUGGAGAGUAUCUUUCAGAAUGGUUUUGUCAUGAAACACAGGUGUUAGUUUUGUUCCCUUGUGUCAGGCCAAAAAGGUUCUCAAAAAGUACAGUGGGUAGUGUCUGAAGGGACACUUUACUCACAGCCUGACUUAAGUAACAGGCACGCCAUAGCACCCACAAAUGCUUCUACUUGAAUCAUAUUAUAUGCUUUUCUCUAUCAUCAGUGCAGAAUAGGCUGCAUCUUGACACAGACUGUUAGGCAAUAUUGCCUCUUUUGUUUUGUUAGUUUAUGUUUGGUUUUAUCUUGGAUAACUUGUAUUCAAAGUGAAAAUAAGAAAUAACUAGCUAGUUAAAAUGUAUGAAAAGAAAAAUUUUUCCUGCUCUAUUUGUUGUGUAACUUAGAUAAGCUUUCUGUGAAGCAGGGUGACUAAAGUUGAGGGAGCUGGGACACCUAGUCCUUCUGCUAGCUGGACUACUGGUUUAUCAUACAGUGAAAAGUGAGAGGACUUCCCCUCUGUGCCUCAGUUUUUUCCCAUUAGACACCUACCUCAUAGGGGCAUUGAGACAAAGAAUUUUAGAAAGGCAUUUUACAGUCUCUAAACAUGUUUAAGUGCCAUGAGUAAUUUUUCCUAACUCUAUUUCAUUGCUUUGUAAGAACUCUAUGUCUUAUGAGCAAGGUAGGUGCUACAUAAGAAAGUAAUCUUCAUAGGUGUCAUAAUUAUGAUCUUGUUGUAACUCGCAUCAGAAGGCAGUGAUAUCUUCAGAAAUUAUUUUCCGUAUUCCAUUUCUUCUUCCCAAGGGAAAAUGGAAGUUCUCUGAAGAGUAACAUUUUUUUGCUGCUCCCCCCACAUCCCAGCCCCCCCCCUUUCUGAUCAUUAUCAGAAAGGAUUCCCUUGAACUUUUCAAGGGGUUUAUAUGAUAGUACCAAAGGGAGAAUGAACAUCUAAAAAUGACACAUCCCCAAAGGGGAAUUUGUGCAAGUUUUUUGUUUUUAUUUGUUUUUAUUUAUUUAUUUUUUUAUUAUUAUUAUUUUUUUUUUGUCUUUUGUCUUU